Molecule: messenger RNA, 5036 nt
Organism: Tympanuchus pallidicinctus (lesser prairie-chicken)
Lineage: Eukaryota; Metazoa; Chordata; Aves; Galliformes; Phasianidae
Gene: HORMAD2
Product: HORMA domain containing 2
Exons: 13
Coding region: 246-1268 (340 amino acids)
Source: RefSeq, a predicted model, not a curated record
GGAAAACACAGGUACUCAGAAAACAUCGUGUCUGUCCAUAGCAAUUGUGCAAAUCGUCGUCCAAAUUUCCCAGAGUCGAGGGACCAGCCUUGGUGUGCAUCCAGCAGCAUCCCCAGUGGAUUGCCUGGAAUAAUGAGUUUGGAAAUUGUAAUGAGAUGAGAAGAAAAACUGACGGAAUUCCUGGGAAUGGGAAGAAAUAGUUUAGGUUUUGACUACAAGUGGAAGACAGCUCUUUGAAAUACAGGAUGGCCACUUGUCAGCUUUUAAGUAGGCCGAAGAAUAAGUCCUCUAAGGAAUUUCUGUUGUUCCCCAACAAAAUCACUACUAAGCAGCAGUCUGUGGUGCUGGUGAAAAGACUUCUGGCCAUCUCUGUCUCCUGCAUAACAUACCUGAGAGGGCUGUUCCCUGAGAGUUCUUAUGGAACACACUAUUUAGAUGACCUCUGUCUAAAAAUUCUACGAGAAGAUAAAAGCUGUCUGGGAUCGUUUCAGAUAGUCAAGUGGAUUCAAGGUUGUUUUGAUGCUUUGGAGAAGCAGUAUCUACAUGUUGCUGUCCUAGCAAUGUACACCAAUCCCGAGGAACCGGAGACAGUGACUGAAUUGUAUCAAUUCAAGUUCAAGUACAAACAGGAGGUACCCGAGAUGGACAUCAUCAGCAACAGGACGAACUCUGUGAAUGGAGUGUGCAGCGAGGACAUGAAGCAAGCCUGCAGCCUCCUGAUCCGUAAGCUGUACCUGCUAAUGCAGAACCUGGGCCCACUUCCCAAUGACAUUUCCCUGACCAUGAAGCUCCUCUAUUACAAUGAUGUGACUCCUGAUGAUUACCAGCCACCUGGCUUUAAGAAAGAUGACAACCCUGGGGACCUGUUGUUUGAUGGUGAUCCUGUCAACUUGAAACUAGGGUCAGUCUCCACUGGGUUCCACACCUUGAAGGUGAAAGUAACAACUGAAAACAAAAGAAUGGGGAGAGUUGAAAGCAACCUGAUCCAGAAGAAUAGCCCUACUGAGAUCUCCCAUCAAGGGCUAGACUGCGAUGAAGAGGAAGAGGAGGGAAGCACUAAGAACAACCCUCUCUCUGUCAGAGCAGAGUCAGAUGAGCAUGGAAAGGAUGGAAAGGACAGAAAUUAUACCCAUCCAGGCCUGGGAACUGAAGCAUCUUCUUUUUGCCUUCAAGAUACAGGUGGAAAGGGAAAGAUGGAAAUAAAAGAGAUGGGCAGGCGGCCUUCCUCACAGGCAUCUCAGCAGCUUGUGGUUACCACCAGAUUCUAAGAAAAGUCUUUCCACUGCAGAUUGGAAUCAUCUAAGCCACUUACACGUAUCCUUUUAUUUAUUGGUGAUUCUGCUCGGCCAGCUAAAGGUAAAAAAAAACACCUCUUUCUUGUAUUUCAGGCGCAUUUCUAGUUAACACUCAUUAACUGACUUCAUGUAUGUUACACAUCGUCAACCUGAUUCACUACUGACAUAAAACAGAAGCAAUUCGUUAGUAACGGUCCCCUGCCAAUUAGUGAACUAAAUUACGUUUGAACAAUUUUCUUCAAAGAUUCUCCUCCUCCCCCCAGUGCAUCAUUUGGCAAGUCCCCUGCAUGCUUACAGUAAUUAUGUGCGUGCAGUGAAAGGAGACUGUUACCUCUUCAAGCAAAAUAAAUGAAUAUGUGAUCUUUGUGUUAAUAUAACAAUGAGUAAUACAAAGAAUCACAGACAUCCUCCCUUUGAUCUGCCAGAGAUACAAACAGCAAUUAAGAUGACAGGCCGUUUUAAAACCCUCAAUAUUGGGAAGGUUCCGUGAGGGGAAAGCGAUUGUUGUGUAGGGUUUUCAGACAACUGGUGAAGAAGGGGAGCCCUUCUUGUCCCUGGUGACCGCAGGCCUUUGGGCAGACGUGCUGUGGGUAUCCUGGCACCUGCCAAGCCACCAACAGGUUGGUGGUGCUUCUAAAAAUCGUUCCCUCUUUCUGGGAUAGUGUUUAACAAGAAGAGUGGUAUCUCUGUUUCAAAUUGAAAGUCAAACUGAAGUCAAACGGAAAAUGUUCAGCAUUGUCUCAACCACAUCCUUAAAUAUAUUGGCCGCAGCGAGAAAAUAAGCCCGAGCUCUGGUGCCAUGCAGCGAUGGUGGGGACAGGUGUCAGGUUGGGUUUAAUGUGAAAGCUGAGGAUUCUUUUGGGAUUUCCAGUGCCGCGUGAGAUCUAGGAAAUCAGCUCAUCUGACUUUCGGGUUUGGAAGGAGCGCAGAAAGAAGAAAUGAAACAUGACACGAGUAGGAGAAACGAAGACACUUUCACACUUUUAAAAAGCGUGAGAGUUAGGAGCUUUGACAUUGAUUUCAGUGGAGCACGGGAGAGCCUCUGCCCGCAGUGAUACCCACAAAGCACAAAUCAUACGUUGUCAGCACUGCCCAAAUGAGAUGGGCUAUCAUUUUUUCCCCACUGGAUUUCUGUAGCCAUACCCUUGAAUUAUCUGACUAUCCCUGCUAUAAAUGGGAUUGGAAACCAGCUGGUAGUUUUCACGAGUCCAGUUCUAAUAAUGAACCUUUAUCUGAAGAACUGUUCCUUCAGGUUGUUCUCUCUUGGCUGAGACUUUAAUUUUCAGACUUUCUGCAUUUUUCCUCUUUAGUCAGCAGGUAAAGUAUGUAGUCGUGGCUGCCGGAGCCGAGUGCCUGCAUUUGUCAUGCCACAGAGCUGCCAUUCUCAGGGGCCAAGAUCUUUGUGCCAGCAGCAUCGUGUCACCCCAAUGGAAUCCCACCCACGUGUGGCGCUGGGCAAAGUCUUUUUUGUUAAUGGAUGAGUAAAAUUGCAUCUGGCUUUUGUUGUCAUCACGAGGUAAGUAAGAGGGAUUUGCAUCUCAGCUGGCACACUUUCUGUAGGCAGCUUCCAAGGCUAAUUUCAGGCAGGCUGGCACGAAUAUCCUUCCUUUACACAGAGACUGAGGCUCGGAAGCCUCAUAGGAGUUUUCCAUAGGAAACACCGCCCUGGGUAUCCGUGUGCCAGAUGUGCUCCUAUGGCAUUUCCCUGCACAUCAAUGACCUACUGUUCCAGCACGGAAUCGAUCGGCCUUCUUGUGACGUGUUCUAAAUACUUUGCUGUGAGAUUUGUCAUGUAUAGGCUAGAAAAAUAGUAAUUAAGGCACCUCCAGGUGUAAAACAUCCGCUGAUUCAACGCCGUCUCGGUGAUGUCUGGCCAGGCAGAGCAGUGGUACCACCAUGCCCCUUGGUCAGAACUGUUCUGCAAGGACUCAAGAUCUGUGCCCAACCUCUGGAGGUCGUCUUGUCCAUUAGAGAUUGGAUUUAACUCUGUGUUCAACACAUAUUAAGGAGGGAUCUGUCGUGCAGACCUAACCCCAAGCAUCCUUCAGGAAGUUUUGGGUUGCUGCUGUUUACAGGAAAGCCCCAGGUCCUUCCCAGGCUUUAGGGAAUCGCUUACCUGUGGGAGCAGUGCGGGCACGUACAGAAUGCUGCUUGCUCUUAUGGGCAUGCCGUGAUAUAUUCUGUUCAUGCUACUUGUAUUUCUUCACAGGACAUGCAGAGGGGAUGUUUACUCUGAUGAAAGUCUAGGACUGAUAACAGGAAACCAAGUUCUUUGUACAGCAAAUUGGCCUUGAAUCACAAACCGAUCUUUUUUUUUUUUUUUUUUUUUCAUCAACAGAGAGUAAGACUGUCUGAAACACAGGAACGUGAUGUGUCCUGAAAACAGCGUGGCAUUUGGAGUUGGCUGAGCUCUACCCAAACCUUUGCCAGCCUCAGAACUAUGAAUUGAAUGUCAACCCGAGCAGGUGGCACACGGGCUGGGAAGCCAUCAGGGACAGUUACUUUUUGUCUGUAAAGACAUCUUCUUACCAGUUCAGUUGAUCCAAAGAAGUUACCAGGAAGCUGAAGCUGCUUGUCCCCAUGGGUCGAGCACAGCACUGGGACUCGAGAGCUUCCUGCAUGCCCCAGAGGGGGCAUUUCUGAACUGUAAGUGUCUCACUUCAUUGCAGGAGAGUUGGAGUAGAUGAUCUUUAAAGAUCCCUUCCAACUGAAGUGAUACUGUUAUUUGGUGAUUCUGGGGCUUGGUACACAAAUCUCUCCCUCUCUUCCCUCCUUUAAAAAGUGCUGCCCAUGGGAGAAGGAACACCAUCCUGUGAGCCCUUGCAGAAGCUGCCAUCACGGAACUUUGAUACUGUUGGAUGUCUAUAGAGGCUUCCACAGUGCUCAUAAACAGCAUAAUGGGGUGCAGUUUCAAUAAAAAUCAGUCUUUCCAAAGUCAAGGAGUUCUGCUUGCACCCAUGAAAAGAAGGGUUGCUCUGGUCUAACCAGCCUGGCAUCUGAGACAUUGCUGAGCUCUGCUCACACUUAGAAUCAUGGGAUCAUUAAGGUUGGAGAGGACACUAAGAUCCCCAAGCCCAACCCCAACCCAUCGCCACAGCUGUGGAAUGCCUCCAGGGAUGGUGACCCCACCACUCCCUGAGCAGCUGUGCCACUGCCCAACCGUUCUUUCUGAGAAGAAAUGCUUCUUUAAUAUCCAACCUCGUAUCUCCAGCUGGUGUCUGCUGCAGCUCUUGGGUCAUCGUACCGGACUGGAUGUCACACAGUGGAGGCGCUCACCAUUGCUUUGGGGGCCACAGAACCAGGAAUCAGAGGGGCUUUGGUGGUCCCCUCUGGCAGGAGCAGCACAGGCGGCUCAAGAUGACUUCAGUCUAUCACUGGCUGGCUGGGUUUGCUUCCAGCCCACUCCGUCUGCUUCCUAUGGAGUCAAUGAGCCAAUGGAGCCAGGGGAAUGAUGAAUAGCAUCUCGAGGCCGUGGGACAGGGAGUGGACCUCGUCUGGGUUCUGACAAGGACCUCAUCUGGGCACUGAACUGCCUGCAGAGCAGCCUGCAGCGGGCAGGAGGCCACACAAGGGAAACCCCAAACUACCUUGGGGUCCUUCCAUGGCGGUGAAUCAGCACAGGCUCCAGACAUGAGGAAGGUAUGGGUAAGCGUGGCGGCUGGACAAAGCCUUGCUGCCUCCAGCAGCCAAGCAUUUCCUUUGGCUUGCGGUCAUCUGGCUGUUACCUGGCUUCCCUGCCGA